AAGAAAAAGAACGAGGAGGUCAGGAAGACGUUAUCAAACGACCGCGAUUUAUGAGGGAUUUUGCACUAGCCGCCUACUAAUUUUUACAAAAUGGAACCCCAUGCGCCAUUAGCUACGAUAGAUGAAUCUUUCAAAGAAAACAGUGUUCAAAUGAUUAAAACUGAAUUGGUUGGUUGCCUGGAAGGCUCCAUGGAAAAUCUGCAGCAGAUAUGGAACGAGAUCGGGAUCUCAGAAGAGCAGAAAGAAGAAAGGACACAUGUCGUUCUAAAACAUUUACAGACUCUUCUACAGGAAAUGGUGGAAGAGGAGAGACAAUUGAAAACCACUUUGAUGGAGAAUGUAAAGACAUGUUCUGCAGAUCUACAGCAGUUAUCAAACGAACUGGGAAUCGAAUAUCCAACGUUCCCGGAAGGAAUCAGUAUUCUUAAACUAGAAAAUGACCUGAGAACAAAAGUUGAUGAAUUCAAAGUGGAGAAACACAAGAGAAUCAAGGAGCUUAAGAAACUGCGCGAACAAGAGAAUGUAUUCUGCAAGCGUCUGUGCCUUCCUGCUCACAACUUUGGCCAAAAUUUUGUUGUACCAAACAAGGAACAUAUCAGGGAAUUAGAAGCAAAUAUUGAAUACCUGAAGAAUGAAAUGAUUAAAAGACUGGAAAGUUUUAAGAAAAUCAAAGCAAAUGUGAUGGAACUGUGGAAGGAAUUGGAAGAAGUUCCCAAGACGACAGUAGAAACAGAGAUGGCCAUGGACAGUGCAGAAACAACUUUUGAGCUGUCUGCUAUUAACCUGGAAGCUUUGAAAGUCUUGGAGCUAGAGCUGGAACAUCAGAAGACCAUCAACAUUAACAUUUCAAAACAACUGCGAGAAGAAAUCCAGUCACUUUGGACUAAACUUGAAAUAUCCGAGAAUGAGUACAAGCCAUUCUUGGCACACUGGCAUGGAUUCAAACGUUCUACUAUUAAUGCGAUGGAAAGUGAAAAACAGAGAUUACAAGCACUAAAACUAAAACACAUGCAGAAAUUCAUUGAAGGCCUAAGGAAAGAAUUGACUAAUUGGUGGGAUAAGUGUUAUUUUGCACCAGCACAAAGAGAAGCCUUCUCUCCAAUUAAUGACACUGACUAUACAGAAGAGCUUCUUAACAUGCAUGAACACCAGGUGGAAGUCAUGAAGAGUUUCUAUGAACAAAACAAACACUUGUUCAAGAUGGUAGAGAAAAGGGAAACAAUGUUUGCAAAGAUGGCGGAAUAUGAGCUGAAGAAAAAUGAUGUCAAUAGGUUUUCAAACAGAGGAGGUGCCUUACUAAAGGAGUGUAGAGCCAGAAAAGUGCUGGAGAAAGAAUUACCAAAGCUUGAGAGGGAACUUAAAGAGGAUAUAGAGAAAUGGGAGACUGAUAAUGAACAACAGUUUCUUGUUAAUGGUGUACAAUACACAGAUACUAUGGUACAACAAUGGGAGAACAUGAAGUUAGAGAAAGAACAAAUGAAAUUAGAAAGGCAAAAGAAACAUCAAGACAUCAUGAAAGAAGAAUUACUGUUUGGAAGCAAACCAGUCACACCCACAAAAAGAAGAUUCAUUGGCACACCAUCGAAGACUACACCAAAUAAACAAAGAAAGAUGGACACUACAUCCACACCAUCCAGAGUGACAUUAGCAAGCAUGUGUCAAUCACCUUGUAAAACCAAAUCAUCAGGCCGUCCUCCCAUAGGAAGCAGUACAAAGAAACAAGGCAAAGUCAGCAGACUUGUUACUAAGGCUAAAGUGACUCCAAAAAGAGUUUCUGCCAGACUAAAAGCAAAAAGACAAGUACUUGGUGAAUCUUCGGUGCUUAACGUCAGUAAGAAGUUGAACGAUUCUCUUGGCAUGGUGGCUGGAUCAAAAAUGACCAAUGACAAGAAUACUUCACUCAUGUCUUGUAUGGAUUAUAAUGAUUUUGCUGUUGGGUUGGAGAACAUUGAAAAUGAAAAGAACAAGUGCCGAAGCAGCCUUCUUGUCGCGGAAAACAGCAUGGGAUCCUUCGUGUGAAACACUUUGAAUCAAUGAUUGAUUGCUUAUUUUUAACUUUUUAAUGUAUAUAUUUAUAUUAAUAAUCCUUGUAGAAUCGAAUACCUGGGAAUGAAAUCGAUAUUGUUAUAACGGCACUAAACACAAAAUGAGACGUAAUGGAGUGCAAACAAUAUAGUGACCACAGUAAAUCCGUGAAACUUUAGUGAUACUAAAUAGCACAAUUUCAUGCAAAUUCCAUUGUUUAAUUAGCACUAUUUUGAACAAUUUAGUAAUUAGUGUUUCACGGAUAUAUUGUUUGCACUCUAUGUUCUAGAAUGUGACACUGCACAAGACAUCAGAAUGGAUUUAUAACUAGUACAUAUUAUAGAUUGAGGAUAUUAAAAAAAGACACAGUAGAUAGACCAGUGCACAACAGAUAACGAAAUAAAGCGUUUUCACUCACGUGACAAGGCAGCUAUAUUGAUUUACCAAACAAUAGAAGGUUUCUACACAGUUUUUGCAUAAAAAUAGAGUUCAAUUCCCGGAGGAUAGAAAAUGUAUUGUUUUGGUAUUGUUUUGGCUGCUGUGACGUCACGUGAAAACAUUCUUUACUGCAGUUAGAUGAUAAAAUGCUAAAAUCAUAUAUGACUAAAAACGUUGUACGGCCCUGGCUAAACGAGGAAACAUGUUUUCUUAAAUGCUUCCAAAGGUGGCAAAACUGUUGGGAAACAUCGGGAAACAUGUUUACUCAAUAUCGGAUAGCGCAUGCGCACUUUCAAG
Molecule: messenger RNA, 2760 nt
Organism: Actinia tenebrosa (Australian red waratah sea anemone)
Lineage: Eukaryota; Metazoa; Cnidaria; Anthozoa; Actiniaria; Actiniidae
Product: protein regulator of cytokinesis 1
Biological process (GO): mitotic spindle midzone assembly; microtubule cytoskeleton organization
Cellular component (GO): mitotic spindle midzone; spindle; cytoplasm
Molecular function (GO): microtubule binding
Source: RefSeq, a predicted model, not a curated record